AUGAAUCUUGAUCAAACAUCUCAAAACUUUUCUGAUCUAUCUUUAGAAGUAACACCUUCUAACGAUGAACUGAACCCAAAUUACUCUAAUUUAGCACUAAACAAUGAUUCAAGGAAAGUUGAUAGAAAGAAUGUCGCAAAUAGAUUAGCUUUACAAACUUCAAGGGAUAAUAUUGAGAGUCAGGAUGACUUUAUGUCCGGUAACGACGCCAACUAUUCUUACCAUGAGGAACAACAAUUGAAUGAACACAAUUUGAAACAACUAGCUACUGAUGGUUCCAUCCCUGCAAACUCAGUCAUCUAUGAUCAACCUCUACAUUCUACAAACCUUGAUGGAUCCGCAAAGAAAUCAAGAACUUUAUCUACUAGUGCUCAACAUACAAUCCCUGAUCCUCUAAGAAAUACAUGGGUAGAUGAUAGCAACAAAAAGGAUAGUUAUGCAUACAAGAUGGGGAUGUUAGCUGAUGAUGCAGCUCAACAGUUCUUGGAUUCUCCAUCUCCAGAAUUAAUUGGACUCUAUUCUAAUGUUACUGAUUGUAGAAAUUUAAGGGCCAAGUAUCAAACUUUAUCGUGUCAAAACCCAAGUCAAAAUCCGAAAAAUAAACCUGAUUGGGAAGUUUAUCCCCCUCCACCUAAGCCAUCUUAUAAUGCGGAGACUAAGACUGUUAUAAAUGUGGUAAAUAAGCCAGAUAUGGAAGUGUUUGAUUUUGAUAAAUGUGAAAUUCCAGGCGAAGAUUUAGAUUGGGAUUUCGAUGUCAAUGAUGAUGAUUCUUAUUUUGUUCAUAAAAGUGGUGAUAAAGACUCUAAGAUUGCUGAAAUUCCCACAUUGCGUGAUUAUUAUUUAGAUUUAGAGAAAAUGAUUACUAUUUCCUCCGAUGGUCCUGCGAAAUCAUUUGCGUUUAGAAGAUUACAAUAUUUAGAAGCACGUUGGAAUUUAUAUUACCUAUUGAAUGAAUAUCAAGAAACAACUGUCUCAAAGAGGAAUCCUCAUAGAGAUUUCUAUAAUGUUAGAAAAGUGGAUACUCACGUUCAUCAUUCUGCAUGUAUGAAUCAAAAACAUUUAUUACGUUUCAUAAAGCAUAAACUGAGACAUUCUAAAGAUGAAAAGGUGAUCUUUAGAGAUGGUAAAGUCUUGACAUUAGCCGAAGUUUUCCAAUCUUUAAAUUUGACUGGUUAUGAUUUAUCUAUCGAUACUUUAGAUAUGCAUGCUCAUAAGGAUACAUUCCAUAGAUUCGACAAGUUUAAUUUGAAAUAUAAUCCAAUUGGUGAAUCACGUUUAAGAGAAAUCUUCUUAAAGACAGAUAAUUAUAUUAAGGGGAAAUAUUUGGCCGAUAUUACUAAACAAGUAUUAUCAGAUUUAGAAAAUUCCAAAUAUCAAAAUUGUGAAUAUAGAAUUUCAAUUUAUGGUAGAUCCAUUGAUGAAUGGGAUAAAUUAGCCGGUUGGAUAGUUGAUAAUAAAAUAAUCUCUCACAAUAUUCGUUGGCUAAUUCAAAUUCCUCGUCUAUAUGAUAUCUAUCAUAAAUCAGGGAUUGUUAACAAUUUUCAAGAUAUUUGUAGAAAUAUUUUCCAACCAUUAUUUGAAGUAACUAAGAACCCAAAAUCUCAUCCAAAAUUACAUGUCUUUUUACAAAGAGUCAUUGGGUUUGAUUCAGUGGAUGAUGAAUCUAAAGUAGACCGUCGUUUCCAUAGAAAGUAUCCAAAACCAUCUUUAUGGGAGGCUCCACAAAAUCCACCAUAUUCUUAUUACUUGUAUUAUCAAUAUGCAAGUAUGGCUUCAUUAAACCAAUGGAGAGCCAAACGUGGGUUUAAUACUCUGGUUUUAAGACCUCAUUGUGGUGAAGCAGGUGAUCCUGAACAUUUAGUCUCUUCAUAUUUGCUAGCACAAGGUAUUUCCCAUGGUAUCUUAUUGAGAAAAGUUCCCUUUGUUCAAUAUUUAUAUUAUCUUGAUCAAGUACCUAUUGCUAUGUCACCACUAUCAAACAAUGCAUUGUUUUUGACGUAUGAUAAGAAUCCAUUCCCAAGAUAUUUUAAGAGAGGUUUGAAUGUUUCAUUAUCUACGGAUGAUCCUCUACAAUUCUCAUAUACUAGAGAACCAUUAAUUGAAGAAUAUUCAGUAGCAGCCCAAAUUUAUAAGUUAUCAAAUGUGGAUAUGUGUGAAUUAGCAAGGAAUUCUGUUUUACAAAGUGGUUGGGAAGCUCAAAUUAAGGAACAUUGGAUUGGUAAAAAUUUCAAUCGUCCAGGUGUUGAAGGGAAUGAUGUCGUUAAGACCAACGUCCCGGAUAUUAGAAUCAAUUAUAGAUAUGAUACAUUAUCUACUGAAUUGGAGUUAGUUAAUCAUUUUGCAAAUUUCAGGAAUAAAUAA
This is a messenger RNA of Naumovozyma dairenensis CBS 421, 2361 nucleotides long. It is a transcript of the gene AMD1, whose product is annotated as AMP deaminase. The transcript has a single exon. Gene Ontology annotation, molecular function: AMP deaminase activity. The record is from RefSeq and is a predicted model, not a curated record. Lineage: Eukaryota; Fungi; Ascomycota; Saccharomycetes; Saccharomycetales; Saccharomycetaceae. Bases 1 to 2361 code for a protein of 786 amino acids. Gene Ontology annotation, biological process: AMP metabolic process; IMP salvage. Gene Ontology annotation, cellular component: cytosol.